AGUGCUCGUGCCAGAACGACCGAUUGCGACAUAAAUAUCCAUCCAUCUCGACAGCAUCACACAUCCGAAUCUGACCAUCACCACCACCAUGGUCCGCCAUAAAAAGGACGGCUUCUCUUCGCGCGGCGGCAAAGGCGGCCACGGCCGGCACCCGCCCCGCAACAACCCCCGCGCCGGCAAAGCCCCUCAAGACGGCGCCGGCAGCGGCGGCGAAGACACCACAGCCAACCCUCACGACCCAUCCGCUUCCUCGCGCCCCUACCGCCCUCCCUUCAAAGCCGCCUGCUGGGACCUCGGCCACUGCGACCCGAAGCGGUGCUCGGGCAAGAAGCUGAUGAAGCUCGGUCUGAUGCGCGAGCUGCACCUAGGCCAGCGACACUCGGGCGUCAUCAUCACGCCCAACGGCAAGCGGGUCGUGUCGCCCGCCGAUAAAGAAUUGAUGGAGCAGUACGGCGCGGCGGUGGUGGAGUGCUCGUGGGCGCGCACCAAGGAGGUGGAGUGGAAGAAGGUGGGCGGCAAGUGCGAGCGCUUGUUGCCGUACCUGGUGGCGGCCAACACGGUCAACUACGGCAAGCCGUUCCGGCUGAACUGCGUGGAGGCGCUGGCGGCGGCGUUUGCGAUUUGUGGGCAUCUGGAGUGGGCGGAGGAGAUUUUGGCUCCGUUUUCGUACGGCAGGGCGUUUUUGGAUAUCAACUCGAAGCUGUUCAAGAUCUACUCGGCGUGCAAGGAUGAGGAUGAGAUCAAGAAGGCCGAGGAGGCGUGGAGGGAGAGGCUGGAGAAGGAGUAUACGGAGAGCAGAGAGGGCGAGUCGGAUGAUAUUUGGACAACUGGAAACACAAAUCGGAGACCAGCCAUGGAUGAUUCAGAUGAGGAUGAAGACGACGAGGAGGAGGAAGAUAGCGAUGAGGAGGAAGACGGUAGCGACCAAGACGGCAGUGUAGACGGUAUCUACCUCGGAACCAAACCACCACCCAAACAGAAACAACCAGCAGCCUCCGACGACGAAGAGGAAGAAGAAGAAGAUAGGGACCCGUUCGCCAUAUCCGACGACAGCGAUGACGAAGCCGAGAUGGAGGCCAUUCGGCGCAAGAUUCUCGCAUCCAAAUCAUUCGCCAACCCUGAACCGCCCAAGAAGACGGUGGAGAUGAUUGCCCGGCCCCAGGGACAGUACAAGCCGGAUUCCGAUGCCGAGCCGGACUCGGACAACGGAGAGGAGGAUGACGAGUUUGACAAUAUCAUUGCGGCCACGCCCGUUACCGAUAGGAUAGGACUGCAGAAGCUGGAGAAGGAGCGGACGCGGGCCACGGUGACGAGAGGGACCUUCUCGUCUGCUUCCAUAUCUGCGCCCAGAGGAGGAAGAUAGAGGAGAUGAUGGGUUAAGGAUGUUGGCAUAUUAAGUUGAAAGGGCAUUUGACGAAACAAAAAGAAUCACACAAACCAGAUAUGGACUAACAUAUCAUGCAUUACUUUCCACUCCAUGAAU
Messenger RNA from Neurospora tetraspora, 1483 nucleotides. RefSeq lists its product as uncharacterized. Gene Ontology annotation, molecular function: rRNA small subunit aminocarboxypropyltransferase activity. The record is from RefSeq and is a predicted model, not a curated record. The coding region runs from base 89 to 1363 and encodes 424 amino acids. NCBI's taxonomy places the organism in Eukaryota, Fungi, Ascomycota, Sordariomycetes, Sordariales, Sordariaceae. The transcript has a single exon. Gene Ontology annotation, biological process: maturation of SSU-rRNA.